Molecule: messenger RNA, 2777 nt
Organism: Pogonomyrmex barbatus (red harvester ant)
Lineage: Eukaryota; Metazoa; Arthropoda; Insecta; Hymenoptera; Formicidae
Product: adhesion G protein-coupled receptor E3
Biological process (GO): G protein-coupled receptor signaling pathway; cell surface receptor signaling pathway
Cellular component (GO): membrane
Molecular function (GO): G protein-coupled receptor activity
Source: RefSeq, a predicted model, not a curated record
AUUUCGCAGCUCGCGACUCGCAGUCGUGAUCCGCGGUUCGUCGCGUUUGGGUUCGCGUCCGUGUUCCCCGCGUAUUAUACGGAUCCCGCUCGCGAUCUGUCGAAUAAAAAUCUAUCGAGUACCAAUCUGAUCUCGCGGUUGGAAUACGCGCGAGAAUCAAUCUGUCGUUCGAUUUUUAUUUCACGAUCGUGUCACAUUGUUGUCAGGUUAACUAUCGAUUGUCGCUGCUCCUCGAUCGCUGCGAGACAUUUUGUAUAUGAAAGAUAUGUUCGGUUAAUGAACGGGAAAGAAAAAUCGGGAAUUUGGAGGAGAAUCUUGACGAAGUUGCUGGAGGGCAAUAACGGAAGACACGAUGUUGGUAUAACGGUGACAUGGAGACGCUAUAUACUGGCGCGAUCCACGGUUUUCCGCAGCCCGGCGGCGGAAUAGCUAAUGGUGUUUCCACGGGAAUCGCAAGUUCCUUCGACCAGGAUGGCGUGCUUAGCCUUAUCGUCGUCCUCGGAGGAAGUCUGUCUCUGGUGGCUCUAGUGUUUGCGUUCAUCACCUAUAGCCUCUUCUCCGAUUUAAGAAGCUUGGCAGGCACGACCCUGAUGAAUCUUUUGGCAGCACUUUUCAUGGUUCAGUUAUUGUUCAUCGUAGGAGCUGGAGGAGUACAGGAUUCGGAGCUCUGCAUCUCGCUCGGUCUGAGCCUGCAGUAUCUUCGGGUAUCAGUGGUCUGCUGGUUGGUAGCGAUGUGCCAUCACCUCUACGCUACCGUGGCGUCGUUACCUCGUCGCGACGAUCCUCCAACGUACAUGAAGUACAGUCUGUUCGCCUGGGGCGCGCCGUUGAUCAGUCUCGCCUUAGCGAUUCUCCUACAGAGCCAAGAGAGCCACGAUUUUUGGAAUGUCGUUGAUCUCACUCCCUUCAACUGUUGGUUUUUGGGAUCCACAGCAACAGUUUAUGCAUAUGGUAUACCUGUUGUCCUGCUGCUUCUAAUUUCCGGUUACUACCUCAUUAAGGCUGCAAUCGUGUCAAGGUACACGUGCAGUAUGCAGCUGGAGAUAAAGCAGCGCGAGAAGAUGAAGAGGAGGCGAGCGUUGCAGCUGAUGCUCUUUCUGAAGGUCAGUUUGAUCGUGGGUUUGGUCGCCGGCUGCGGGGUGGCAUCCAGGGUUUGGAAAAUUCCCUUUCUAUGGGCGAUUUUCUGCACGGGUCAUUCCCUUCAGGGAUCGGCAGUAGCACUCUCUGUCGCGUGUAACUGCAGGGUCCUGAAAGUGUAUGCAAGGAAAUCACACAAGCAACCGGAACAUCAGAUUGCAAAAUCGAGCAGCAGCAUGCAGCUACUCGCACCUGCGCCUGAUCCGGUUUAGGCGAUCUUGCCGCUAUCCUCGGAAUGGAACGGACAGGAACGAAGAAGAGAACCGACGUGUGGCGACGGCUGCUGUCUCUGUGUCCGCGAGCCAUAACUAUUUUUACAUCGAAAAUGUGCUGAUAUUUCCUUUCUAACUUUGCCGUUUCUCUCUGCGACUGGAAUUUUCCUUCGUGACGUGCGAUUUCAGUUUCAACCUCGAUAGCUUCGCCCUUUCAGCACGAUAUCUUUUCAGUAUCUGAAAUAGGUGGAAAGCUUCCAGAAAACUGUAAUUUAUAAAAAUUGGAAGGAAGGUAGAAAAAAGACAAAAACUAUACUUUCAGUCAACAAUCUAUAACGCGCAUUGAUCGUUCAUAAUCAAUAUUAUAUAUUUCAAAUUAUUAUUUUUAAUAAUUUAUGACAAUCAUAAUAGAAUAUAAGUUUUAAAGCUUUAAAGUUUAAUAUAAUUCUCGCUAACCAUUACAUAUUACUUGAUUCGCUAUCAUCUCGGAGGCGAGAAUUCAAGUCCUCUUGCACACAUAAGCUGUCCUAAUCCACUUGUCGACUGUAAUUAUUAUUAAUUGCGUGCUACACGAAGCUUGCAAACAAUUCUAAUUUUGAUGAUUUAUUAUGUGAGAUCCAUUAGUUGAUGCGUCCAAGACUCGAUAAAUUUUCGAACAAUAAAUUAUAAGUAUUAUACUUAACGCAAGUUUUAAAAAAAUAAAGUACAAAACAGAAUAUAGAAUCAAACUUUUCGAGUAAAGGCAAAUUAAACUUCAUCUUUCUAAAGUUUUCAAAACGAUGUUAAAAAGUCGAAAGAUUAACUAUAGUUUAGCUAAAGCGGAUUGCUCUCCGGACGCGAAGUUAUUAAUUAUUUCUGUAUAUGUUUAGUUAUUGACUGGAAAGGAAACUUGAAUUUAAAUGGAUAUGAAUGAUUGACUUUUGCGAAUUGAAAAUUUAUCGAUUUGUCUUGUGUGAUGUGGAUGCGUCUUGUGUUUAAAUUAAAGAGACAUUAAUAACAAUUAAUCCUUCGUUUCGAUCUUACAUGCAUUUGGCAAGAUCAGGCGGCUGAUCUUCGAGACUCAAAUCGCACGUAUCUGAUCGUAAUCCCAAUCGCAUUUUGCAAUUCGAUUACGACAUAUGACGCUGCGCUGUUACAACGCGACGAACGAGAGACAAUUCGAUACAGUUUCGAUGUGACGGAUAAUUUUGCGCUUUAGCAAGAAAUACGAGCGGUGAGAAAUACGCGACACGUAAUAUGUUGCAACCACCCCUAAUGUGAUAUGCAUAUCGUGUUAAAUACGCUAUAACUGUAUAUAUAAUUCUGUAUGUGACGAGUAACCACUUCGAGUCGCCACUUUAAUUAUUUCCAGUGUACAGUACCGCUCGGAAAGCUUCGACUUGUGAUCCAGACAUAUAAUUAAUAUGCAAUCAUAUAAUUCUAUUAUUG